Molecule: messenger RNA, 4614 nt
Organism: Etheostoma cragini (Arkansas darter)
Lineage: Eukaryota; Metazoa; Chordata; Actinopteri; Perciformes; Percidae
Gene: st14
Product: suppressor of tumorigenicity 14 protein homolog
Exons: 19
Coding region: 253-2775 (840 amino acids)
Biological process (GO): proteolysis; acrosome reaction
Molecular function (GO): serine-type endopeptidase activity; protein binding
Source: RefSeq, a predicted model, not a curated record
AUGCUUCAGCAGGCAUAUGGGCGCGGUUUACAUCAUAGGUGUGUUAGGAAGCGGACGGUUUCAGGUAUUUCAGCAUUGCCAGAUCGCGACGGUACAGGAAGACUCCAUGACAUUUGGAUUUGACUUGAAAGACUUGCAAAUACUUUUUCUACACACUGCAAAUUCAGGAUUCAUAACUGUGUGACGCUCCGGGGAAGGUGAACUGAUCCUGUUGGACUUAAGUUGGACUUCGGUUGGAGCGUGUUUUGGAAGAUGCAUUCCGCCAGAUACGACGGCCGCAAUGGCCGUCAAGAGCGGAUUGACUUCUUAACCAGCAAAGAGAAGGUCUCAUCAAAGCGGAAGGUCGCCAUCCUGAUCGGGGUCCUUGUGGCUCUUCUCAUCCUUGCGGCCAUUGCAGCUUUUCUCAUUUGGCGGUUUGUCUUUAAAGAUGCUGAUUCAGAAGCCACUUCAAGUAAGCAGCUCAGCCCAUCAACACGGGUCUUCAGUGGGCAUAUACAGUUUGUUGGUGUACCGUAUGACCAGGAGCUGGAGAAUACUAAUGGAAAAGAAUUCGAGGAGUUGGCAGUCAACCUGGAAGCAAUUCUUAAGGAAAACUACAAGAAAGAUCCACUCCUUGAAAAGUACUACACUAAGUCUCAGAUCACUGCAUUCAGUGAGGGUAUGUUGGCCUUCUAUUGGACCCAAUUUGAUAUUCCAGUUGAAGAUCUGGAGAUCGUGCCCCAGUUCUCAGAGAUGCGGGUGCUGAAGGUACUGGAGAAUGGCAUUAAGGAGCAGCGCAGCCUGGGGAACCACCUGUUUGUCAAGAUCACUGAUGUCACUGCCUCAUUAACAGAUUCUCGCAUGGUGAGGAACCCCAGAGACGGUGAGGACUGUUUCUACCGUCUGGAGGCUGAUGAAACGGAAAAAAAAUUUAUGUCACCAGGGUACCCCACAGGGUACCCCACCAAGUCCCGUUGUCAGUGGCAAAUCCGAGCUGCAGAGGACAGCGUCAUAUUGGUCUCUUUCCCUUUUUUCCACAUCGAGGAUGACUGCAAUCAUGACUUUGUCUCCAUCUAUGACUCUUUGAGUCCAGAUGACUCUCAGGCCAUCACAAUAAAGUGUGGGCAGAGGCCCCCCUCCAACCCUCUGGCAGUGGUGUCAUCCGGCAACAUCAUGCUGAUUAAUUUGAUAACUGACUCGGAUAUCCAUAGGGCCGGAUUCCAGGCCGUGUACAGCACCAAACUCCGGUCCAACGUUAGAACCUGUGGUGGCAUUCUUUCUGAAAAUCAAGGAGUCUUUACCUCUCCACUUUACCCCAGCUUCUAUCCUCCUACAGUGGACUGCAAUUGGACCAUCAAGGUCCCUGCUGGGAACAAGGUGCGGGUGAAGUUCACCAUGUUCCGCAUUAAAGAGCCCAGGGUGGACACCCGUGAUUGUCACAAAGACUAUGUGGAGGUUAUGGACAACAAGUAUUGCGGAGAAAUUUCAUCUUUGGCUCUGACCAGCGAGACCAACACCCUCAUGGUGAGCUUCCACUCCGAUGAGUCCUACACUGACAAAGGCUUCAGUGCCGAGUACAGCGCUUACGAUCCUGCAAACCCUUGCCCCAACAAGUUUACCUGCGCCUCUAGCAUCUGCAUCGCAAAAGAACUGAAGUGUGAUGGCUGGAACGACUGCGGUGAUAUGAGCGACGAGAUGAAGUGCGAGUGCGGGAAGGAUCAGUUUGCUUGUGACAAUGGCCUGUGCAAACCCAAACUCUGGGUGUGCGAUCGCGUCAAUGACUGUGGAGACGGGAGCGAUGAGAAAAGUUGCAGUUGUGAUGUGGGCGAGUGGCGCUGUGGUAACGGGGUUUGUAUGCCUCAGGAAGUUGUGUGCGACAAGAAACAGGACUGUGAAGAUGGAAGCGACGAGGCCUCUUGUGAAGGCGAGGUGGGCCAAUGCUCUGACUACAGCUUCAAGUGUGGGAACAACCAAUGUGUCAACAAGGUGAAUGCCGAAUGUGACCGUGUCAGCGACUGCUCUGAUAACUCUGACGAGGCCAACUGCGCUUGUGGCACCAGGCCCUAUAAGCUGAACCGCAUCGUAGGAGGGCAGAACGCUGAGUUGGGGGAGUGGCCCUGGCAGGUCAGCCUUCACUUCCUGACCAAUGGGCAUGUUUGCGGGGCCUCCAUCAUAUCUAACAAGUGGAUCCUUUCGGCUUCCCACUGCUUUGUCACCAGCAGCGCAGAGAACCUCGUUGCAUCCAACUGGCAAACCUACAGUGGCAUGCAGGACCAGUACAAGCGGGAUGGAGUGCAGCUCCGAUUUGUGAAGAGGAUCAUCCCACACCCAAAUUACAAUCAGAUGACCUUUGACUAUGACAUUGCACUGCUGGAACUCAAGGAGCCGCUGGAAUUCACCAACACCAUUCAACCCAUCUGCCUACCCACUUCCUCCCACAUCUUCCCUGCAGGCAUGUCCUGCUGGGUCACAGGCUGGGGCGCGCUCCGAGAAGGAGGUUCAAAGUCACAGCUGCUGCAGAAAGCAUCGGUGAAAAUCAUCAACGACACGGUGUGCGAUGUGGUCACAGAGGGCCAACUCACCUCCAGGAUGCUCUGCAGUGGAUUCUUGGCUGGAGGAGUUGACGCAUGCCAGGGAGACUCCGGAGGCCCCCUAGUAUGUUUUGAGGAGAGUGGUAAGUGGUUCCAGGCCGGCAUCGUAAGCUGGGGUGAGGGCUGCGCCCGUCGGAACAAGCCUGGUGUCUACACACGCGUCACCAAGCUAGUAGACUGGAUCAGGAAGGAGACAGGGAUUUGAUGAUGUCGGCAGGAACAGAGAGAGAUGGAGAAUGUGGUCCAACAUCAUAGUGCUAAAGGUAAUGGAGACAGAACAUUUGAGUCGGAUUUGGGACAAGUCUCUCCGAAAUGUAUUAAUAUAGCAGCAGACUGAGGAUAUUGCUGCACGGACCCAACUGCUCACAUGAGUGACUUAAAGCACUUUAUACGGUUGCCAACCCCCAUUUUACCACUCCCACUCAUUCUCUCUCUCUCACACACACACACACAUACACACACACACACACACACACACACACACACACACACACACAGUCACACAGUCCACUCAAACUCAUAUUUUGUAUAGUUUAAGUAAAUAGUAUAAGGCAUAAAUCAGCACAAUGUCUUUUACCUAGCCAUCAAUAAUGUUUUACUGGUGAAUAAACCUUGAGUGCAAAUGAUGAAAUAUGCAAAUUCUGGGAAUUAGUUGUCCAAGAUAACUUUUUAAUCUGAACAUUUUACACAUUUGAUAGUGUACAAGUAGGUAGUGCUUUUAAGCGUUAGUGUUGUGUAUUUCUAAACUGGUGAUAGGCCUUCAUCCUCUUUGGGUGCAGUCAAUGUUUCACUUUGCCAGUGGGCUCAUACUUUAUAUAGCUAUGAAUUUGGGAUUGUGUUUAUCAAAGUAUCUUAAAGGACCAUAACUCUUGUUUUAGCCUAUUUGCUACAAAACACUAAUACAUUACUGACGAUUAUUUGCCAAAGCAUAGCAUAGGUUUUUAGAUUGAUUAUUUAGUUUCAUCUGCCACACAGCCAUUAGUCUCAGUUUUUAUCAGAAAAGUAUAAGCAUUAACCGGUGAUAACAUAAGUUAAGAGAAAAAAAAAAGUAUCAACAUGUUACUCAAAUCCAUGCAGGGGCAUUUUCAUGUGAUACUAAAAAUAAUUGAAAGCAGAAGUGUAUAAAAUGCAAAAAUCAAUCUAAAAGCCCAUAUCAGUGAUGUUAAGUAUACCCGAUUUGUAGUCAGUGGGCUAAAACGGAUAAAAAGUCCAGAAUGUAAAGACUGGUGUGAUGCUAAAGUUGUUUUAAGUUGUUUUUGAUCUGGGAAGGGGUCCUAGAUUAGUAUUUAUAUUACAGAUGCUUACUGGCCUUGUCUGGUCUGUGAAUGAAUUGUUUGCCAAAAAGUGAUAUUAAAAAAAAACGGGGGGGGGGGGGGGGAUCAGAGGAUGACUAUUACAUUGAGUUGGCUUUUGCACAGGUCUCAAGUUAAGCUCAGGGUUUUUAAGGCCGUCACUCACACAACUGAGACCUUAGAUAAACCAAUGGGUUUUCAUCAGUUUGCCAAAGCAACGCAAUGAGUUUCUAUCUCUGCGAGUUUUCUCUCUUUUCUCACGACCAACUCAGUCAACUUUUAAAUUUUAAGAUUUGACUGGAUGGUUUCUUUUAGUCUACUUGCCUUCAUCUCUGACUUAUCUUGGGAAUAUUGUAUCCUGGAUAAGCAAAUCAAAGAUUUGCAUAAGUAUUAUUUAUUGGAGGGGAAAGAAUUAAGAAGAAAAAUGUGUUGAGGAUAUCACUGAGGACCUCUUUCAAUAAUUCCAUAGAGCCUUACAGUGAAACUAUGCAAGCGUAAAUGUAUUUUUUUUAAAGUAGGGAGAAGCCACAACUUAGAUGGGUUCAUGAGCAUUGUACAGUGUGAUUUGGAAUAUCAACAUACUUUAUAACCUUUCUUUGUUUGUGUAUGUUCACUUUUUUUGUAUGAAAGAGUCGUAGUAAUAAACAUCUUUUAUCCGAUUCCUCAGCACCUAAUUGCAUUAUUUGUACUAUUUGUCUUUGACAAGGUCUCGUUUUGUAUUAUGUUGUGCAUAAUAAAUGCAUGUCUUGGGA